AUUUGGCUGAUUUUUCGUAAUGGAUUUUACAGCAAACAUUGUCCUUGGAUCUGGCUCACUUAUUGGAAGGUUUUUACCUUUAACUUCUGCCACUCAAAUUGGACAAAACAAAAGGCUUCAUCCACCUACUUUUAGUCCUUUGCAGGAAGAAAGGUUCAGAAAUCUGCAGCAGAGGCUGGAAGUUCCCUUUGAUGGUUCUCGAGUGGAGCAUCAGGAUGCACUUAAACAAUUAUGGAGGUUGGCUUAUCCCAAUAGGGAGCUCCCAUCUCUUAAAUCAAAACUCUGGAAAGAUAUGGGUUGGCAAGGGGAAGACCCUUCAACAGAUUUUAGGGGUGGAGGGUUUAUAUCAUUGGAGAAUCUAAUCUUUUUUGCGAAGAAGUAUCCGGUUUGUUCCCUUGCUUUAAAAUCUUGAUUAAUAAUAAUACCUGUCAUCUAUUGCAUAAAAUUGGAUACUAGAUGUGUCUUGAAUUGGUGUGGGAUAGCACUAUGCGUUACUCUUCAUUCUAGCUGAAAUGAACCUUGUAUUCUGUUGAAAACACAAGUAGUUGUGGGCUAUGAAGAAGUUGAAUACUUUUAUGAAAACUAGGCUCCAGCUGGGCCCUUGAUUGAAUUAAUUUUGAUAUACAUUUUUCUUUGACUGCCAUGAUGCACAGGGCUAGGACUAGGUCUUGGUGUUCUGUGUUUCUUUGUACAUAAUGUAGAAGGAAAUCAUGUAUCAAUAACCUUUCCUGGUGUCUCUUCCAAUUCCUUCCUAACAGGGAUAUAGGAAGAAAAACAUUAUAAAGAUUUAUUUCAAAUGGGAAACUAGUUUAAGUUUUUAGGUUCUGUGGUAGAUGAAAUUGUUAUUGUGAUAUCCCAUUUGCUUUGGGGAUAAUCUUCUCAGCUUGUACCGUUAAGUUUCCUUUUGGUAGAUCCACAAUGUUAAUAACAUGAAGCCGGAAAUAAAGUACUAUAAUGGAAGUUCUUCCACUACAGUAGCAGAGUUAGUUUAUAUCACUUGUCCUAAAAAACCAUGCCACUAUAGCCUAAAUGGUUUCUGGUCUUUGGCUAUUGUGAAUACAUUUAUCCCUAAGAACCUUGUCCAAUCUGAAGAAACUUUAUUUUUGGGUUUUCUGAAUUCCAAUUGAACACUGCUAUAUGGAUGGCAAUAUUUUAGCUUGUUACUGAAUUAAGGUGGUCUUUAGGUAGAUUUG
This is a messenger RNA of Carica papaya (papaya), 1193 nucleotides long. Lineage: Eukaryota; Viridiplantae; Streptophyta; Magnoliopsida; Brassicales; Caricaceae. The record is from RefSeq and is a predicted model, not a curated record.